AUGAUGAAUAACAAUACACAAAUACUUAUUAGUGAUAAAGAACAACUUGUUUUUCAACCUUUCUCAGUUAAUAAAAAGGAAUUAAUGGUUAAUGUUGCACAUCGUUAUCAACAAAUAAAUUUGCUUUCUUAUGAAAUAAUUUUUAUUGAUUUAAAAGAAAGAAAAUUAAUUGAACCAAUAACUUUUGCAAGUACCUUAAGCAGAACUAAAGUUUUACUCCCUGUUGAAAGGUAUCAGUCAUUUGUAUUUAAAUUAAAUAAUGAUAUUAAUAUAAGAAAAGAAGUUGAUUGUUCAAAAACUAUAGCAGAAGUCUUUUAUUCAAUAGGUUUUGAUGGUUAUUGUGAUGCUCAAGACUCUGACUUUGAUUUAUCUGAAUAUUUUGUUACAAAGUAUUAUAAUCAUAAAACACCCAUUAUGAUUAAGUUAUCACCUUUAUAUCUUAGUUCUGGUUUUAUUCCUGUUGACUAUUUUACUCAAUUCUUCCUUGUAUGUAAAUCAAUUCUUAUGUCAAAUAUCCAUGCAAUUUCCGUUAUCCCUUAUACCCAAAUGGCUGUUCUUAAUUUUUUAUUAUCAUCAAAUAUUACUAUUAAUCCAUUAUUAAAUGAUAUUAGUACUAUUGAACAUUAUCUUCUUUAUCAUUCUUUAGAACAAUUGGAACAAGAACAAACUAACCUGUAUCAUUCUCUUGGUGUUCAAACAAAGUCUUUCAUUCCUUUUCAUCUACAAGUAUUUUUAACACACAAGUUAUUAAUUCUCUUAGGCAAAAAAAUAGUUAAUUAUUCAAAGUUUCCAAAAUCUUAUUUGAUUCGUUGUUUUGUGACAGCACUAAGUGAGUGUGAAGGAAUUAAAACAAUAGGGAUUAUUGGUAAACAUUGUAAAGACCGUACUUUACUUUCUUUAGGAGAAGAUGGUGUUUAUAUAACAAAUUGUAGUGGAACUCUUCAAAAGAAAAUACAAUUAAACAGGAUAAGUAAAUGGAAGUCUGAGGGGAAAUCUUUUUAUAUUUUUGAAGGAAAUCCCGAAACUCAAUUUGCCUGUAUUGAAUUUGAUACUAAACAACAAGCAACUGAUACAGUUCGUGUUUUUAGUGAAUACACUGAUAAGUUAGCUAAACAAAGAAAUAAUGAUAAUCAACAACGAAAUAAUAUUGGAAAUGAUGAUCAACAAAGAAGAGACAUAUGA
Molecule: messenger RNA, 1182 nt
Organism: Entamoeba nuttalli P19
Lineage: Eukaryota; Evosea; Mastigamoebida; Endamoebidae
Exons: 1
Coding region: 1-1182 (393 amino acids)
Source: RefSeq, a predicted model, not a curated record